Molecule: messenger RNA, 1123 nt
Organism: Ilyonectria robusta
Lineage: Eukaryota; Fungi; Ascomycota; Sordariomycetes; Hypocreales; Nectriaceae
Product: S-adenosyl-L-methionine-dependent methyltransferase
Exons: 3
Coding region: 289-1005 (238 amino acids)
Molecular function (GO): S-adenosylmethionine-dependent methyltransferase activity; O-methyltransferase activity
Source: RefSeq, a predicted model, not a curated record
CCCAUCCCCCGUGUGAUCUCCAUCAUCGGCUUAUCCAAAGUCUUUAUCCAACCAUCAAGAAGCGAUUUAACUCCGAGCCAACACGCUACUACGAGGUCGGACUAUUGGGCGGACCGGAUGUCGGCAAGUGGAGGGGUAUCGCGAGACGCCGUGAACUCGGACUCCGAGCCUGCCUCAACAACAUAAAUAAGCCCCCUCAACACCUGUUGUAGAGGCUAAGUCGGCGGUAGAUAACUACAUAAUUACAAUUUCCAUUGAAUAGGCUUCCAUUGUUGUACAAUUCUGAAGAUGAAGGAAAACGAAACCCCGCUGUACGCAACCCCCGAGCUCAGCCGCAAGGUCACCGAGUACUCUGCGCAGCAUUCAACGCCACUGCCCAAAUACAUCACCGACUUCCACGCCUCCAUCGCAGCGAACCGUGAUGACUCAUAUUUCAUGAGUUCCAACUUUCAGUCCCAGUGGAACUAUGUCUUAGCCAGGUCUAUUGGCGCAAAGCGAGUCUUGGAAAUCGGCGUCUAUGUUGGCUACUCCGCCAUGGUCUGGUCUCAUGCUGUCGGGCCGGAAGGACGCGUCACGGGCCUAGAGUUCGAGCCCAAGUAUGCCAAGAUAGCCAACGACGCCUUCGCCGCCAACCGCAUCAUGAACGUCGAGAUCGUCGUGGGCCCCGCUGCCGAGACACUGUCCAAGCUCAGCCCGAGCGAGCCCUACGACAUCGUCUUCAUCGACGCAGACAAGACGGGAUACCCUGGGUAUCUGAAGCAGCUGCUGGAGGGGUCUCAGCCCGGGAGCACACGUCGCCUGCUGCGCCCCGGUGCACUCGUCGUCUCCGACAACGUGCUGCGUAGAGGCCUCGUAGCUGAUCUUGACACAGUCCUAGAGGAGGACAGGAUGAAACACAUCCUUGCGGUGAGGGAGUUUAACGACUUGUGUGUGUCGAACCCAAGGCUCGAGACGUUCCUUCUGCCCCUCUGGGAUGGUGUCAACAUCACGAGAUUAGUUGAUUAGUGUAAAUAUGACAAUCACAUACAGUCACCGAGCCACCAUGGCGUGAUUAGUUGGUGAAUUCAAAUGUGGCAAUAGCAGUACACAAUUACAUUUAUGUUGUAUGCAUAUAAUGAUUCAG